ACCUACCUUAUGAAGAUUCAUGUCUGAUUGCACUAUUUGAGUCGUUUAUUGGAUCCACCUUUGACGGUAAUCCUUGCACCAUGCUGCAAAUAUCUUAUAAGUCGUUUCUCUAUUAAUUCACAUAAUUCAUCUUUUUCGGGAAUCAAACCCAAAUCUCCUGGUAUAUAAGCAUUAAUGAAUCUUUGGUUAAACCACUGGACCAAUAGCUUCCACUAGAGUAGUAUAUAUGUAACAAGUAAUUCGUAGUAAUUACUACAUUUUCAAAUAUCUCCAAUAUGAAGCCUAAAUUCAGAAACUUCUGACAACCUACGUUUGGGAGUUCCCAUUCCCUUAGAGUAAGCUAUACAAAAGGUUUGGUAGAAGGAAUUAGAAGGUGACGGCCCAUUUAAUCAAGCUACAUAACCCACAAAUUUGUAAAUGAAUUAUAAUUUUGUUAUAAAUUUUGAAUAAAAUAUCUUCAAAUCUUCAAUAGUGAUCAAUUCUAUCUCCCAUGUAUGUAUCAUAUUUUCGGAAGAAUAUCAUUAGAAUCAGCAAAGAAAACACCAAAAACAAGUCAGUUGAUUUUGGGAAUUAUGGGUGCUCCACUCGAAAUCGUCAUUUCUUACCAAGGGUCUACAGUUUAUAUAAAAAAAAAAACUUAUCAUUUUACUUACAAUAUACCCUACAUAUCAAUCAAUGAAAUUAGAACAAGGUUGCAUACUAGUAUAAACCUCGAUCCUGGAAUCUGAGAUCGUCGAACAGAAUGUUAACAUUAUCACAAAGUGAUGAUAGUACAUUGUCAUGUGAAAAAACAAUUAGUGACUUGAAGUGAAACCACCUAUGAGCACCUAUGAGUCCUAACCACAAGAAGAGGGUUUGGCUGUAGAACAAGUGGCAAAUUAAACCUAUUAAAUCUCCAGAAAAAACUACUAUAAAUACCCACGGCCUCACUACACUUCAAUUCACCAAAGUACGUACAGAACAAAGAUCGUUUAAGAGCAAAAUGGCCCCAAAAGGUGUAACAAACACUUUAGUUUUUGUUCUUGCAUUGAUCAGCAUCCUCUUCAUCGGCCAAACCAAAGCCCAAGGCCGGCCUAGUCCCCGGUUGCCUCCACCUCCACCACUACAACGGCCUUCAUCACCACCUCCACCAUUAUUGGUGUGUCCACCAUGUGUUUGUCCAAUAUUAUCACCACCUCCACCAAACACCCCACCGCCAACCCCUCAGACUUCACCAAUAACACCAGUGGCUCCCCCACCGCAGACACCACCUAGCAACCUACCCCCAGCGUUUCCACCAAACAAUCCAUCAGCAACCACACCACCGCAAACUUCUCCAACUCCACCACCACAGACUCCAUCAGUAAGUCCUCCAAUCACUCCAACCAUAUCACCCCAGCUUCCUCCAUCAAACAUCACGCCAACGCCUACGGAGGAGAUUCUACCAGUGCGUCCUUCAGUUCCACCAUCACAGACUCCGCCAGUGCAUUCUCCAAUUUUUUCACCUAAAUCUCCAUCAAUCUUACCACCACAGGUUCCAUCAGUGCCUCUUCCAAUUACACCAUCAGAAACUCCAUCAACCAUACCACCGCAGACGCCACUACAAAGUCCACCUCAAACUCCACCAACCACACCACCACAAACUCCACUAGCGCCUCCUCCAAACACACCACAACCUUCUUCUCCUCCUCUAAAUUUCCAACCACCACCUCCCCCACCGCAGACUCCUCCGUCUCCUCCCCCAAACUCCCAACCACCCUCAGUGCCUCUUCCAAUUACACCACCACAGACGCCGCCACAAAGUCCACCCCAAACUCCGCCAACCACACCACCAGAGACUCCACCAGUGAGUCCUCCAAACACACCACCACUUCCUUCUCCUCCUCUAAAUUUCCAACCACCACCGCCCCCACCGCAGACUCCUCCGUCUUCUCCCCCAAACUCCCAACCACCCUCAGUGCCUCUUCCAAUUACACCACCACAGACGCCGCCACAAAGUCCACCCCAAACUCCGCCAACCACACCACCAGAGACUCCACCAGUGAGUCCUCCAAACACACCACCACUUCCUUCUCCUCCUCUAAAUUUCCAACCACCACCGCCCCCACCGCAGACUCCUCCGUCUCCUCCCCCAAACUCCCAACCACCACCACCCCCAACUUGUCCCAGAAAUGCCAGCCAAUUAAGGGCAUGUUCAAAUACCAUAAGACGUUUUGGUAACUUCCUGGACUUUGGAAGAGCACAACCAUGCUGCUCUCUCAUCCGAGAUCUAUCUGAUGCUGAAGUAGCUGCAUGCCUAUGUGGUUUGGUGCAACCACAAAGUCAAAGAUAUUCCACUCCUUCUCGCAAUAUCUUUAUCAUUUGUAGGGCUUGUGGUCGCCCGAUGCCUCGAGGUUUUAUGUGCCCAUAAUCGUUACUAUAUGUACCUUUCUAAAAUUACCUAUAUACUUUAACGUACUCGCUACUUAAACCACAACUAAAGAUUUGCGGCUUUUUUUUUCACUUCCUAUCAAUACUAAUGUAAUAAAACAUCAAUAAAUCCUAUGUUGACUUUUACAUAUAUUGUUUGUUGUUCUGUUUCUAAUCACACUAUCUAAGUUAUUGAAAUUUAUAAAAGACCUGCAUUAUACAUGUAUGAAUAUGCUUAGUAAUACAAUCACUAAUAAAAACUAUUAUAUGACCUAGUCUUAUAGAUAUCGAUCUAGUAAAGAACUUAUCCGAAAUAAUUGAAGCACAAAAAUGUAUAAUCUUUACAGAAUGCAAAUACCUUAUAUGAUUCAAAACAAACACAAAUGUUCGUAUAAUAUACACUAAUGAAACAGAGCAUCAGAUAUUUUUCAACUUUUGUCAUCUUCCUUCUAAAAGUUUCAGCUAGUAGUACAAUAUUUUCUCAAUCUUUGUAGUAUCCAAAAGGAUCUAAAUGAUUGAACAGAUUCUACCGAAAGUUUUUUGCAAACUCAUUUUAAAAUAUAUCUUUGAAACUGAAACCUACGACCAAAGAGCUGAACAACAAAAAACCUACGGCCAAAGAAAUAGUUACUACACUAUCUUUGGCACAUUAUACCACACAAUUUUAGUCCAUAGCAAGUGUUUGUUUUUUAUAUCCCAUGUGGAGAUUCUGGAGAAACCUGAAUGGUAGGAACUAGAUGUGACCCAAGAGUAAUAUCUGGUCCGUGGAGAGGACAUGGUAUAGAUACGCUCCAGAAGAAUGGCAUGAAGGAUUUGAAGAGGCUGGAUUCCAAAGAACCAUCAAAGAAAACAAUCACAUUAUCAGUAAAUGCAAGGUGUGAGUUGCAUCUAUUUCGUUACUGUCACAACACCAUGAAUCUUGAGUUUUCAAAUCAGACACCAAGAUCCAUGAAAUUCAAUAUAUAUCUCGAGUUUUCAAAACCUCCUUGAAACAAACAAAAUAAUUCCAAUACUAAAUCCAUGUUUAAUAUAUCAAAAAGACAUAUAUUUGGGAUUCAGUAUUUGUUUGAGUCACAACUUACUCGGAUUACAGAUCAUGGUGAGAACAUUGAAAUAAGGAGGAUGAAGAAAAUUAGAAGAAAUUUACUUUUCACAAUAUGCACAGAUUUGGUGAAAAGCUUGUUGCAUCUAUACUAUUAAAACAAGAUCAUUCUUCUUUUUCCUUUUAAUGAAAUGUCAUUUUUUUUUCAAAAAUACUUUUGAAUUUACAAAUGAAUUUUAAGUUUCAUCAAUGACACAAUAUUUUUGGGCCUAUAACUACAAAAACUGUCCAGAGAAAUUAUAAGUUAUAAUAAUCAAGAUUAUUCACUAAUUAAAUGUCCAAAUUUUAAAACCCAUUAGUAUCAUUUGAGAAAAAUAUUUUAUUAUACACAAAUGAAAUUUAAUAUUAAAUAUAACCCAUAAAAUAAAAUUUUUAGUUGUCAUACUUUAUUAUAAGGAUUCUUAUAUUUUCUUUAUGCUAUAACAUAGUUAAGAUCAAUAAAUUCAAAUAAAAAUUACAAUAACUAUCAUAAAUUAUAAUUUAUUUUAAAUUAUCAUUUGGCGUUAUAAGGUAUACCAUACAAGUAGAACUUAGUAAUUAAAAAUAAGUUUAAAAUAAUUAUCAUUAGGCGUUAUAAUUAUAGCACACCUAUAGAACUUAGUAAUUGUUAAUAGGUCUAUGAAUUUUGUUAUUGUAAUUACAUCAAUAUAUUAUUUUCUUAGUAAUUGUUAAUAGGUUUUUGAAUUUUUACACUAUAUAAAUUAACAAACAUAAUGACAUCUAAAUAUUAUUUUCUUAAAUCUACGUAUCAACUCUCACGAUAGACAAAAUGUUAAACAAAAAUUAUUAUUAUUCAAUAUGAUAUUAAAAAAAUAUAUGAGUAAUUUAAUCAAAAAGUUUUAAAAAUAUUAUCAGAUAUUUUGGAUAUAUAUCAGAUCAACAGUAUCAGAUAACGGGUUAAUAGCAUGUCUAAAUUAUUUUCUUGGGUUAAUAGCAGAUCUACUGGUUCGACCAUGAGUUUGAAUCGGAUAUGAAAACACAGUUUAAAACUCAAAAAUUAUAAUAAAAUAGUUUUUAUAUUAUUUUUUCUAAUAAAAAGUUAUAAAUUUAUACAUAUUAUCAAAAUAGUCAAUAAAAAAAUAUUCAGAUUUUGAAAAGCGGAUCAAAAAUAUAUUAUUGAUCUGCUUUUCAAAAUCUGGAUAUUUGUUUUAUUGACUAUUUUGAUAAUUUGUAGUUGUAGUAGCUUCGAAAUCGUAUAGGUAUAAAACAAGGUGUUUUCCUGCACCAUGUGCAGUAAAAAAAAUUUAAAUCUAAUUUAUAUUUACUAAAUUUUUUUAUUAAAUAUCAUAGAUUUUACUAUUUUCUUACUAAUAUUUAAUACAGAUUUGAUAUAUAUUAAAUCAAUUUGUAUAAAACUAAAAAAAUGAUAUAAAAUUGUAUAAUUAUCAAAAAUUUAGCCUAAACAAUAUUUAUAAAAUUUGUAGAUAUAUAAGAAACUAAUAAUCUUACGAUUAGAUAUUUAAUUUUUUAAAAAACUGUAGAAAAUUUUUGAAAGCUUUAGUAAUACAAAUUGUAUAAUUAUACAAAAGUAAUAAUAUUUCAAAAUUUGAAAUGCCAUAUAUGAAUAUAUUUAUUUUAUAGAUGAUGUAUGAGCUAUUACCAUAUUUUAAAAAA
This is a messenger RNA of Brassica rapa (field mustard), 5104 nucleotides long. RefSeq names its product extensin-like. The record is from RefSeq and is a predicted model, not a curated record. NCBI's taxonomy places the organism in Eukaryota, Viridiplantae, Streptophyta, Magnoliopsida, Brassicales, Brassicaceae.